AUGGUUAGACCACUUAAAUAUCAUGAACAAAAGCUUUUAAAGAAACAUAACUUUGUACAUUAUAGAAAAGAGAAUGUCAAAGAUGUAGAGAAUAUAAAUAGAUUCGGUUUAACUGGUAAAGAAGAAUAUGCUGCUUAUACAAAAUUAGUUGGAUCGAUUCAAAAGAUUUUACAUUUGGUACAAGAGUUGGACGAUAAAGAUCCAAUGAAGAAACAGAUUACAGAUACACUAUGUGAGAAACUAUACGAUAUGGGUGUUAUUGAUUCAAAGACAACGUUUUCACUGACAAAGAUCUGUCAAGCAUCAUUUUGUAGAAGAAGAAUUAAUGUUUUGUUAGUACAACUUAAAUAUGCACAGAAUCUUGCUAAUGCCGCCAGUAUAGUUCAACACGGUCACAUAAGAAUAGGACCAGAAGUUAUUACAGAUCCAGCUUUAAUUGUUACAAGAAAAUUCCAAGAUCUACUGACAUGGGUUGAUAACUCAUCGAUGAGAAAGAAGGUAUUACAAUACAACAACGAAUACGAUGACUAUGAAUUGUUACAAUAA
Molecule: messenger RNA, 546 nt
Organism: Heterostelium album PN500
Lineage: Eukaryota; Evosea; Eumycetozoa; Acytosteliales; Acytosteliaceae
Gene: imp3
Product: U3 small nucleolar ribonucleoprotein
Exons: 3
Coding region: 1-546 (181 amino acids)
Biological process (GO): rRNA processing
Cellular component (GO): Mpp10 complex; small ribosomal subunit; small-subunit processome
Molecular function (GO): snoRNA binding; rRNA binding; structural constituent of ribosome
Source: RefSeq, a predicted model, not a curated record